AUGUUUAAGUUUGCGUGUUUGUUUAUGUGUUUAUUUUCACACGCGUACACGUGGGGACGUGGUGACUUGGAGAAGUAUGGACCUUUUCAAAUCGCGUUACAUUCUAAUUUGAUAAAAUGUGAUCACGACAAAACGCUGAAUCUUGACGUCAGUGAAACCGACGUGUACUUCUACGAUUUGCCGAGAAACGAGGUCGAAACAUUCCACAUAAACGAUGCAGCCAAAGGAAUCCUUGCCUACAAGGAACUGGACAAAACUAAGAAAUUCAUCGUCUUCGUUGCCGGUUACAAAUCAAACAUAAACAAGAAGACCGAGGAACGUGUAAGAGACACGUUCAGAAACUAUCCGAACAGUUACUUAAUCAUUCUAGAUCAUUCUCCAUACACUAAUAACAGACAAGGUAACAUUAAGAGUUACGAGCGAUCUGUAAAAUACGUUCACUAUAUCGGUAAAGCUGUAGGAGAUAUGUUGACUGAAUUGGCUAAUAAUGGAAUAUCAGGCAAAAACAUACACUGUAUAGGACAUAGUUUAGGCGCGCAAGCCUUGGCACACACCGGUGAUACAUUCUUCAAAAAUACAGGCAAUAAAAUAGCAAGAAUUACAGCAUUAGAUCCUGCUGGACCUUGCUUCUCAAAUAGUUUAAUUGAAGAGCAAAUACGAUCUGGAGUAGCGGAAUACGUAGAGGUAUACCAUUGCAAUGCAGGGGGAUUAGGAACAACAAGUGUUUUGGGUGAUAUAGACUUCUUUAUAAAUAAAAAAGGUUCCACACAACCUCACUGCAGUACACCCUUGAUUCCUGGUAUAUUUGACUCCUCAAAAGCAGCGAAAUGUAAUCAUAGAGCUUGUAUUGAUAUUUGGACAUCCACUGUCAGUAAUCCUAAUUGGUUUUUGGCGUGGAAAUGUGACUCGUACAAAUUGUUCAAGAAUGGCUCUUGCGCAGCUAAUGAAGUAACUAUAGCCGGUUUCUGGAACCCUGGUAAUGCGACAGGAGUGUUUUAUUUCUCUACUGAUGGCUAUGAUAUUAAUUAA
This is a messenger RNA of Pieris macdunnoughi, 1029 nucleotides long. NCBI's taxonomy places the organism in Eukaryota, Metazoa, Arthropoda, Insecta, Lepidoptera, Pieridae. The record is from the annotation of a GenBank genome assembly.